Molecule: messenger RNA, 228 nt
Organism: Microthlaspi erraticum
Lineage: Eukaryota; Viridiplantae; Streptophyta; Magnoliopsida; Brassicales; Brassicaceae
Source: the annotation of a GenBank genome assembly
AUGACGCAUGGCAAGGAAGAGAGAGCUAAAGUAAGGCGACCUGUACCGCACCAGCUCGAUCGAUCCCGUCACUGCAGCAGUAGCUCGAUCGAUCCCUUCACUGCAACAGUAGCUCGAUCGAUCCCGUUACUGCAACACCAGCUCGAUCGAUCCCGUCACUGCAAAAGUAGCUCGAUCGACCCCUUUACUGCAGCACCAGCUGAUCCCGACACAGCAACAUUCGAUUGA